UAUACUGGUGCAUUGUAUUGUUUUAUUGGUUACAUAAAAAGUGUUGUGAUAAAAAGGUCAUAGGAAGGACGUUCACGGUCUCUCGUAACUUGGCAAGUUUGUGUUUUAUUUAUUUAAUGUUAAUAAUCGUUAUGGGAUAGGGGUGUUAAUUUGCAUAACAGCAUCAAGCCUGUAUACAGGGUGUAAUUGCCGGCAAUGUUUAGAUAAAGAAUAAUAGAUAGAUUAUCAAAAUGGCGAAAUUUUUGAAGUCUUUCUUUACGCCGGACAAGAGGAAGACUUCUCGAAUGGAGGGAGAGGGCGAAGAGGUUAAUGACUUCACUCCACCUAUGGAUGGGAGGAGGAACCUGUCCAUAUCCAGGUCGGGAAGGAUGCGGCAGGCGCAUAAGAAGAGGCAUUCUUUAUCUAUGGAACUUUAUGGAGAAAAAAACCAACCUACGGAAAAGCCGAAAUCAGUAGAAUAUCAUGUUAAUAAAUCUGAAGCAACUCUACAACAGAAUAAAAGAUCGAGUACAGAACAAGAAGUAAAUAAAGAAGUAAAAGAACAUGCAGAGAAGAACGUAAAAGAAGAUAAAAGAAGGAAUAGUGUCGAUAUGAUUAAAACGCCUGAAGAAGAAAUAGAAUCGGCUUUUGAAGUCAUAGACAAAGUUUUAUAGCGUUUUGUUCAUCAUCAUCUCCCUAGCGUCAUCCCGUUUUUUCACGGGGUCCGCUUUUCGCGGGGUUUUGUAAUAAUUUGUAAUUACCCUCCCUCCCUCUCUCUCUCCCUUAUCACCAUAAGGUUCAUCAUAUCCAUCUUAGGACUUCGUAUCAACAGUGGCUGCAAGUUGUCUUUGAUAACUUGUGGCUCUGCCCACCCCAUUUGGGAUUACGGGCGUGAGUUUAUGUAUGUAUGUUGUAAUUAUAUUUUAGGUCAUGUGAGUUUGAAUGUGGUAUAAUUUUAAGUAAUUCAGCAAUAACACGCCUCCCCCAAAGCAGAAGGUAACGUUAAGCGCCAUCUGUAUGUUUUAAGGAACGUGGCCUGAAAGUCCCUUGUCUCAUUGUACGGAAUGUUAGUGACAUCGUAACAAAAACUUUGGGAUGAUUCAGGCCAUGAUUCUGAGUUUGAGUUAACCCCCCUGGUUACAUGUCGUUUCUGUAAUAGACCAAAAACACCUAAGUUAAAUUUUAUAAUUAUGAUAACUAAUGAUUCAUAAUUUCACCACUGUUUACAAAUAAUUCGCUGGGCUCAGUGACUGCACUUUUGCACUUUGAUUGUACCUACGUACAGUUACCAUCCAACAAGAUUAGUUAAUUGGUAUUUAUUGUUAUAAGAAUUGUUGCAGAUUGUACGUACAAAGUUGUCAUCAUUGUUAUUGAGUAAUGUGGUUAUAUAGAUAAGUAGUUUAUAAGAAAGAUAAUAAUGCAACGAUGCAUGAUUUGUGGGUUUUUUUUAUGAUUUAGGUAGGUAUCUACGAUAUAAGCCAACCCGCACUGGAGCAGCGUGGUGGAACGCUCCUCCUCUGGUUGAUUGAGGGGAGGCCAAUACCCUGCAAUGGGACGUAUAUAGGCUAUUCAUAUUCUGUAUGUUUACCUCUGUGGUGUAUCCAAAUACCCUGACCACAAAAGACGUCCGAUUCCCGCUAGGGCGAAUUUAGGAAUAUUUUUUCGGUUGAUCAUAAAAUACUUUAUAGCAUGAACAUUAAUUGACCCUCGAUCAUAGACAGAUUUGUAUUAUCAGUGGUAUAUAUUUAUCAGCGAGUAUAAUUACUGAAAUUAAUGAGAAAGUGCGUCAAUAGACUGUAAUAAAAAAAAAUAAGAUUGUACAAUUUACGAAAAAAAGAACAAUUAAGAAAAAAGGGACUAAUAAAUGUUACUAUAGUGCUAGUGACUAUAUUAAUGAUACUGAUGUUACAAUUUGUAUAGGUUCCUUCUCACUUUUAAACUUCUAUUUUGUUGUACCGGAAAGGGUCUGUGAUGUGAAACUCAUUAUGUAACUUAGCAACUUGUACGCCAUCACAGUGGUAUGCAAAUAAAGAAUAUUGAACAUGUACUAGGCAGUAAGCUCCAUAGCCGUUAAAUAUAUAAAACUAUCGUCAUAAAAAUGCAAUCACAGCGCCCCGACACUACUUUUUUAUUAUUAAAAGCAGACUUAUAAGAUCAUCUCUGUUGGUAUUUUAGUAAGAGAAUUAUAUUACGUAUAUAGCAUAACAAUAUAAGACUGAUUGUUUAAAAAAAUA
This is a messenger RNA of Pectinophora gossypiella (pink bollworm), 2213 nucleotides long. RefSeq lists its product as uncharacterized. The coding region runs from base 231 to 653 and encodes 140 amino acids. The record is from RefSeq and is a predicted model, not a curated record. The transcript is spliced from 3 exons. NCBI's taxonomy places the organism in Eukaryota, Metazoa, Arthropoda, Insecta, Lepidoptera, Gelechiidae.